AUGCAAUUGUCUGUCGCUUCAAUUACUGUGUUGGCAUUAUUUAUUUGCUCAGCACAAGCAAAUUUUUUCCUUUUUGCAGAUUUUUUUUUCAGUUUCCUUCCACAAGCUCCAGCUCCAGAUAAAGCUCCAAAAUGUAAUACUCCAAAAGUUUAUUGUGACUUAGAUUCAAAAAAUAAAAGAGAUCUCACUAUAAAUAAAAAUUUUGAUGCUGCUUUUGUUGUCUCAGAUGCUCAAAUUAAUGCAGAUGGUACUUACAAUGUUUUCGCUAAUUAUGAAGCUGGUAACUUAGCUAGUUUAGAAGCAAAUUUUAAAGAUACAGUUAAGAAAAUCACACUUAAAGGUACUGGUUUAACUGAUGUUGAAAUUUAUGAUAGUUUAAAACUUGAUGCUUCCUUAAAAAGUCCUUUCAAAUGGUCAACUGCUUUCCAAUGUAAACCAAUAAUUAAAGAUGGUAAAUGUUGUUUACCGGAUGGAUUUGAAAUUAUUACCGAUUUUAAAGAUGAAGUAGAUGAUUUACUUAAAGAAAAAAUUGAAGCAAUUAAAAAAAUCUUUGGUGGUUUAUCAAUUCAACUUAAAAUUGAAAGUAUAAUUGAUGGUUUGAAAACUUUUGAUAUUGAAAGUUAUUUCAAUUCUCAAUUAUCAUUAUUUAGUAAAAGAGAUGACGGUUUUGAAGAUGGUGUUACUGGGUUCUCAACUUAUGAUAAAAGAACUAUUGAUUUUUUUUUCAACUUAUUAAAUGGUUGGACUCAAAAAGGUUGUCAAGUUAAACAAUUUUGUUGGGAUUGUUCAUGUAAUCCUUCAUCAAGUUCAAGUAUUGUAUCUAGUACUAUUUCAUCCAGUGCUUCAGUUCCAUCAAUUUCAAAAUCAAUCCCAUCAAUAUCUAAAUCAAUUCCAUCAUUAUCUAAAUCAAUUCCAUCAAUUUCAAAAUCAAUCCCAUCAAUUUCAAAAUCAAUCCCAUCAAUUUCAAAAUCAAUCCCAUCAAUUUCAAAAUCAAUCCCAUCAUUAUCUAAAUCAAUCCCAUCAUUAUCUAAAUCAAUCCCAUCAUUAUCUAAAUCUAUCCCAUCAUUGUCCAAAUCUAUCCCGUCAUUAUCUAAAUCAAUCCCAUCAUUAUCUAAAUCAAUCCCAUCAUUAUCUAAAUCAAUCCCAUCAUUAUCUAAAUCAGAAUCAUUACCAAGUGGUCCAGUCUCAGAAUCUUCAAGCUUUGGUUCAUCAAAUAGCUCAGGUUCAUCAUCAAUUGUUUCACCAACAGGUCCAGUCUCAGAAUCUUCCAGCUUCGGUUCAUCAAGUAGCUCAGGUUCAUCAUCAAUUGUUUCACCAACAGGUCCAGUCUCAGAAUCUUCAAGCUUUAGUUCAUCAAGUAACUCAGGUUCAUCAUCAAUUGUUUCACCAACAGGUCCAGUUUCAGAAUCUUCAAGCUUUGGUUCAUCAAGUAGCUCAGGCUCAUCAUCAAUUGUUUCACCAACAGGUCCAGUUUCUGAAUCCUCAAGUGUUGGUUCAUCAAGUAGCUCAGGCUCAUCAUCAAUUGUUUCACCAACUGGUCCAGUUUCUGAAUCCCCAAGUGUUGGUUCAUCAAGUAGCUCAGGCUCAUCAUCAAUUGUUUCACCAACUGGUCCAGUUUCAGAAUCUUCAAGUUUUGGUUCAUCAAGUAGCUCAGGCUCAUCAUCAAUUGUUUCACCAACAGGUCCAGUUUCUGAAUCCUCAAGUGUUGGUUCAUCAAGUAGCUCAGGCUCAUCAUCAAUUGUUUCACCAACUGGUCCAGUUUCUGAAUCCCCAAGUGUUGGUUCAUCAAGUAGCUCAGGCUCAUCAUCAAUUGUUUCACCAACUGGUCCAGUUUCAGAAUCUUCAAGUUUCAGUUCAUCAAGUAGCUCAGGCUCAUCAUCAAUUGUUUCACCAACAGGUCCAGUUUCUGAAUCCUCAAGUGUUGGUUCAUCAAGUAGCUCAGGCUCAUCAUCAAUUGUUUCACCAACAGGUCCAGUUUCUGAAUCCUCAAGUGUUGGUUCAUCAAGUAGCUCAGGCUCAUCAUCAAUUGUUUCACCAACAGGUCCAGUUUCAGAAUCCUCAAGUGUUGGUUCAUCAUCAAUUGUUUCACCAACUGGUCCAGUCUCACAACCUUCUGGUCCAGUUUCAGAAUCCUCAAGUGUUGGUUCAUCAUCUAUUGUUUCGCCAACUGCCCCAGUCUCACAACCUUCUGGUCCAGUUUCAGAAUCAAGUGGUUCAUCAAUUAACUCAGGUUCAUCACCAAUUGUUUCACCAACUGCUCCAAUUUCACAACCAUCAGGUCCAGUAUCCCAACCAUCAGGUCCGGUUUCAAUUCCAACUGCCCCAUGGAGUAAUUCUUCAAUUAGUUCAGCUCCAGGUCCAAUCAUAACUUCAUCAAGUUCAAUAAAUACUCCACCUUCAGGUUCAGUUACUAUUGCUUCACCUGCUUCAUCAUCAGGAUCAAACAAUGGCAAUGAAGGAUCUGCUAUUCCAAGUCUUUCAAGCUCAGUUAAUGCUUCACCAUCGGGUCCAGCAACUCCUCCACCUUCUUCGUCAGCUGGAACAGGUGAGAACGGCAAUGGAGGAUCAGGUAACAAUGGUAACGGAGGCUCAGGUAACAAUGGUAACGGAGGCUCAGGUAAUAAUGGUUCAAACAAUAACGGCAAUGGAGGAUCAGGUAACAAUGGUAACGGAGGUUCAGGUAACAAUGGUAACGAAGGCUCAGGUAACAAUGGUAACGAAGGCUCAGGUAAUAAUGGUUCAAACAAUAACGGCAAUGGAGGUUCAGGUAACAACGGUUUAGGUAACAAUGGUCAAGGUUCCAACAAUGGAGAAGGAUCAAAUAAUGGUCAAGGCUCUAGCAACGGUCAAGGUUCUAGCAAUGGAGAAGGAUCAAACAAUGGUCAAGGUUCUAGCAAUGGAGAAGGAUCAAAUAAUGGUCAAGGUUCCAGCAAUGGUCAAGGUUCUAGCAAUGGAGAAGGAUCAAAUAAUGGUCAAGGUUCCAGCAAUGGUCAAGGUUCUAGCAAUGGAGAAGGAUCAUCAAACAGUGGUAGUGGUAGUGGAAGCUCACCAUCAGGUUCAGGAUCAUCAAAUAGUGGUAGUGGAAGUGGAAGCUCACCAUCAGGUUCAGGAUCAUCAAAUAGUGGUAGUGGCAGUAAAAGCUCACCAUCAGGUUCAGGAUCAUCGAACAGUGGUAGUGGCAGUGGAAGUUCACCAUCAGGUUCAGGAUCAUCAAAUAGUGGUAGUGGUAGUGGCAGUGGAAGCUCACCAUCAGGUUCAGGAUCAUCAAAUAGUGGUAGUGGUAGUGGAAGUUCACCAUCAGGUUCAGGAUCAUCAAAUAGUGGUAGUGGUAGUGGCAGUGGAAGCUCACCAUCAGGUUCAGGAUCAUCAAAUAGUGGUUCAGGAUCAUCAAAUGGUAAUGGAAAUGGUUCAUCAGGUUCAGGAUCUUCUUCAUCAAGUCCAAACGCUUCUACUUCAAUCAGUAGUAGUCCUUCAUCAGCAUCUGUUAGUAUUAAUACUUACGAAGCCUCAGGUGCAUCUACACAAUAUUCAAUUGGUGCUAUCAUUCUUGGUGCUAUUGCUAUGUUCGUUUAA
Lodderomyces jiufengensis is the source of this 3573-nucleotide messenger RNA. It is a transcript of the gene RBT1, whose product is annotated as adhesin RBT1. The coding region runs from base 1 to 3573 and encodes 1190 amino acids. The transcript has a single exon. Lineage: Eukaryota; Fungi; Ascomycota; Pichiomycetes; Serinales; Debaryomycetaceae. The record is from RefSeq and is a predicted model, not a curated record.